Molecule: messenger RNA, 3573 nt
Organism: Penicillium digitatum Pd1
Lineage: Eukaryota; Fungi; Ascomycota; Eurotiomycetes; Eurotiales; Aspergillaceae
Product: DEAD/DEAH box helicase
Biological process (GO): DNA repair
Cellular component (GO): nucleus
Molecular function (GO): ATP binding; ATP-dependent chromatin remodeler activity
Source: RefSeq, a predicted model, not a curated record
AUGGACACCUCGGCCAUGCCUAGUGAUCUUCAUGACUUGCCUGAGGCCCCUGUUCAUCUUGGCACUAAGAUGGAUACUAAGUCCAUGCCCAUGGAUAUGAUACCUCCAGCUGAAUCAUGUGUUCUUUCUGCCCCUCAGAUGGAUACUUCUAUUAUGCACACAAAGCUUCUUGGUCCAGCUGACUCUUCCCCCCCUUGUGCUCCCAAUUCGCCGGGUCUAUCUUCGAGCCUUUCUUCCCACAAUAUACCACCUCUUGUUACUUAUCCCCCGGCAGACCCCAUGCUUCUAGACCCGACGGAUGCCCAAGGCUUACUUUUGAAAGAUCCAGGAAAACAGCCGGCAAAUGGUUCAUCUCCUGCCUCUCCCAUGGCCCCCGCGGGCACCCUAGCUGCUGCACGCUUUCAUCAACCCACUAUUCGCACGUCUCCAAAUACAGCGUCCGGAAUCUCUACCCCGGCUGUGAAGUCGGAAUCCAGUCUGACUGUGCAGUUCAGCACCACCCAUGAUGAAGAGAACGAAAGCGACACGAAAAGAAGUCACCACGAGAUGAGUGACGAAGAAGACAACAUCUACCGUCCCAAUUUGAUCGAAAACAUCUAUGGCGUUGAAAAGCGGAAGAAACAACCGGCGAAGAAGAUCAAAACUGAGCAUGAUGUGGAAGACAAACCGAACAUGGCGAAAACACCCGUCUCGAUCCCUGGAGAUAGCGGGCUUGGGAAGUGGAUGAAAGAGAAUAAUUUGAAGCAAACCUCAGUUUCCACUACACCCAGCGUGGUAGAUUUGACAGCAGACAUUCCCAACACGCCUAAGGACGAUGAUGAAGUCCUGUGCACCGGUUCAACAGAUCUCAGCACCCAGCGUGUGUGCUUCGGCAAAGUUGAAAACGCAAUGAUCGUUUCCCACACAGUCCCAAGACCAGGACACUCUGUUUUCACCGACUGGUCCCACGCCUGGCCGUCUAUCAAAUUAGACCUGCAACGCCAGCCGGUGAAAGGCAAUUUACAGAUCAACGUCGCGGACCCUCACGGGAAAGUGUUUGGUACAAUUGACCCUAAAACAGCACAAGGACUGUGUCCGCUCCUGGACUCCGAAACAAAAAUCAUCGAUGUAAACGCUCUAUUGGAUAUCCGGAGAACCUCACCGAAUGAAAAAAUUUGGGGUCCCACCUCAGGACUCUGGCGUGCAACCCUCAAUAUCUACGGCCAAAGAAAGCACGCAGACGCUGUUGGAAACUUCCUAUCCCACCGCAACAUCUGGCUGGGAACUCCAAAUUCCGUGGACAAGGGAACUACGGUGUUCAACCCGCACGCAGAGAGCCGACGCCAGCUUGCCGCUGCAAGCGUUGCCGCCAAAAACUCUGGGCUGUCUCGCCCAGGGUCAGGUGUCCGAUAUGAAGCGCGAACUGCCGAAGAGGCCAAUGAUGCAGUCAUGAAGAUGUUUGACCAGCUCGCCAAUGCGAAUAUUCCGACCAUGGAGCCAUCUCAUCACAUCAAGACACCAAUGCUGCAUCAUCAAAAGCAAGCCCUGUGGUUCAUGACAGAAAAAGAAAAGCCGCGCAAAUUUGGCCGAAAAGAAGAAGACAACAACUCCUUGUGGCGAAUGGAACGUGCACCCAAUGGGAAAACUCAGUAUCGUGAAAUCAUCACUGGAAUGAUCUCAGAGCAAAAGCCCGAGGAGGCCCUUGGCGGCUUGUUGGCCGACAUGAUGGGACUGGGCAAGACUCUGAGCAUUCUUUCGUUAAUCACGUCAUCGCUUGGGUUAGCUGAAGACUGGACUGGGAUGGCUCCUGAUCCUGCCCUUGUUCGCCGAGCUCCAGGAAUCCGCAACACACGGACAACACUUUUAGUUGUUCCGUUGAGUGCAGUGAGCAACUGGGUCACACAGAUCACAGACCAUCUCAAAUUACGCUGCAUCAGAUACUAUAUCUUUCAUGGUCCAUCACGCAUCACUGAUUUCAAGGUACUAUCCGAGUACGAUAUCAUCAUCACGACAUACAGCACCAUUCUCAGCGAGAUCUCGGGGCGUGGCGCCAAAAGUGGAAAACUCAGUCCUUUGACGAAGAUGAACAUGUUCCGGAUUGUUCUUGAUGAAGCUCAUAUCAUCAGAGAGCAAAAUGCGGCACAGACCAAGGCCAUCCUUGGACUCAACUCCGAACGUCGGUGGUCAGUUACCGGAACCCCAAUCCAGAAUCGCAUGGAAGAUCUCCUCUCUGUGACUAAGUUUUUACGCAUCGCUCCUUACGACCAACGGAGCCAAUUUUCCCAACAUGUAUCUAGCCCAGUCAAAAAUGGUGACCCCAAUGUGCUUGCCAGGUUACGAGUUCUGGUGGAUUCAUUUACCUUGCGCAGAGUCAAGGACAAAAUCGAUCUGCCACCCAGAACAGACAAGAUCGUCAAACUAGAAUUCAGUGAGAAAGAACGGCAAUUGCAUGACUUCUUCCGCGCGGAAUCGAAUGUGAUGAUGAGUGUCAUUGCUGGUGAGGAGAUGCGCAAGAUGGGUGGCCGCAUGUAUCACCAUGUUUUGAAAGCCAUGAUGAUUCUCCGCCAAGUCAGUGCACAUGGUAAAGAGCUUCUUGACAAUUCCGACAGGGAGAGAGCCAAGGGAUUAUCUGUUACCGAUGCAAUUGAUCUGGAGGAUGGCGAACAAGACCAAUCCCCGGCAGCCAUAGACAAGAAGGCAUAUGAAAUUUUCAGCCUGAUGCAACAAGCCUCAGUCCCCCGGUGUGGCAACUGCAAUCGAGAACUCGACGAACCUCUGAAUUCCAUGGGAGCUGUCGCCCGUAAUUCUCCAAUGGCUUUUGCCCUGCCAUGCUGCGAUAUUUUCUGCCCCGGUUGCUUCUCUGGCUGGAAACAAGCAUUUGAUUCGUCUCUCGACACCGAGACCCGUUGCCCCAGAUGCGAAGGUUGGGUUCACAUGAAAUACUCGACCAUAACCCCAGCUGGCUUUGAAGAAUACGAGGCCCAAAAGGAAAGUGAACGACAAACCCGGAAGCUGGGUAAGAAUCUGGGUGAAUAUGAAGGACCGCACACCAAAACCACUGCACUGGUCAACCAUCUCAAGGACAGUGUUGAAGAUAGCAAGAAGCUCAAAGGCGAGUCACCCAUCAAGAGUGUUGUGUUCUCUGGAUGGACCUCGCACCUGGAUCUCAUUGAGGUCGCCUUGCAUAACAAUGGACUAGACGGGUAUGCCCGACUCGAUGGUACCAUGAGCCUUGCAGCACGCACCAAAGCACUGGAGGAAUUCGCCAACAAUGACAACAUCACAGUUCUUCUGGCCACUAUCGGUGCCGGUGGUGUGGCACUGAAUCUCACCUCUGCCUCGCGUGUUUUCAUCAUGGAACCCCAGUACAACCCAGCGGCCGUUGCUCAAGCGAUUGACCGUGUUCAUCGCCUUGGCCAAACUCGCCCUGUGCAAACGUUCCAGUUCGUUAUGAAAGGCAGCAUUGAGGAGAAGAUCAUGGAACUCGCCAAGAAGAAGCAAGAGAUGGCUGACACGAGCUUGAAUCGCGUAAAGCGGGACAAGCGAGAGACCCAAGAAGCUCGCAUGCGUGAAUACCGCAAUCUCUUCAAGUAA